Nasonia vitripennis (jewel wasp) is the source of this 930-nucleotide messenger RNA. RefSeq names its product mitochondrial import inner membrane translocase subunit Tim17-B. Gene Ontology annotation, cellular component: TIM23 mitochondrial import inner membrane translocase complex; mitochondrial inner membrane. The record is from RefSeq and is a predicted model, not a curated record. The transcript has 2 exons. The coding region runs from base 293 to 784 and encodes 163 amino acids. Gene Ontology annotation, molecular function: transmembrane protein transporter activity. NCBI's taxonomy places the organism in Eukaryota, Metazoa, Arthropoda, Insecta, Hymenoptera, Pteromalidae. Gene Ontology annotation, biological process: protein import into mitochondrial matrix.
UGCUCGCGACUCCGUAAAAAAACAAAACUUCCAAAAAUAAUCGACCGGUAUUUAUUUCCGAUUUUUUGAGUUUUAAACCAAUUCUAUAAGCUAUGUAAAUAUUCGUAAAUGAUUUUCGGCACAUGAGAAAUCCAUUUUUCUUGCCAACCAUGAAAAAUUGCUAAGUUUGCAGAAGAAAAAAUUCUCCGUUGACUCGAGUGGUUCUUCAUCGUGUGUCUGUUCAUCGUGACUGACGUUGCGGGUUACCUUUGGCGAGGGAGAUAGUUUUAGUGUUGUUUAUUAGAAUACCAACAUGGAGGAAUACGCGAGAGAACCAUGCCCAUGGAGGAUAGUCGACGACUGUGGUGGUGCAUUCACUAUGGGUGCAAUAGGAGGUGCUGUGUUUCAAAGUAUCAAAGGUUUCCGUAAUGCACCAAGUGGUUUAAACAAAAGGUUCACCGGAAGUUUGAUGGCUAUCAAACAACGCUCACCAAUAAUUGCUGGAAAUUUUGCUAUUUGGGGAGGUAUGUUCUCAACAAUCGAUUGCACACUGGUUCACUUCAGGAAAAAGGAAGAUCCUUGGAAUUCCAUCAUUAGUGGUGCUGCUACUGGAGGUAUUUUGGCAGCAAGAAAUGGUUUACCAGCGAUGGCUGGUAGUGCAAUCAUUGGAGGAGUUUUAUUGGCCCUUAUUGAAGGAGUUGGUAUUCUUUUCACAAGACUUUCUGCAGAACAAUUCAAGCCCCCUUCGCUGGUUGUCGAUGAUCCCUCGCAGCUUGGUCCACCUCAACAAGGUUAUCCAUCGUAAAAUUUCUGACAUACUUAGGUUUACUAUUUUAGAGUAAAUAUUCCGAAAAACGAAUGAACACAAAUCUUGUUGAUAACAGUGGAAAAUGUGUAUAGAUUAUCAAGUACUUAGGUUAAGAAAGAUUAAUAAUAAUUGUUUUGCGUUAA